GGCGGCCAUCACGGGGCAGUUGCGGGCUGGUGUUGGUUACUGGGUCGUGCUGCGGUCGGGCUAUUCUUCGGGGCUGCGGCCUAUGCCUCCGUACCCUCAGUGCGCAGAAGGGAAGGCAAGCAGAGGGAAGGGAACAGCAUAUCCCCCAUCACAUUUCCGUCAUUUUCAAUGUGUUAGCAUGCAUCUCCAAGAACUGAGAGAAUGGCUGUUGAUCAGGACUGGAGCAGUGUUUAUCCAACAGCAGCUGCAUUCAGACCUGCCUCUGUGCCUCCUCCAAUUCGAAUGGGUUACCCAGUGAAGAGAGGAGUACCUCUGCCAAAAGAAGGCAACUUAGAGCUUAUAAAGAUUCCCAAUUUUUUACGUCUUACUCCUCCUGCAAUUAAGAAACAUUGUGCAGCUUUUAAGGAUUUCUUCACUGAAUGGCCAGGUGCUUUGGACAGGGAUGAGAAAUGUGAGCUGCAUUUUCCUAAUGAAAUUGAAACAGAUGAUUUUUCUGCAGGGACAUCUAUUCGUAAUCCCAAGGUUAAACUUUCUGACCUGAAUUUAGAUGACCAUGCAAAGAAGCAGCUCAUUAAACUUGUAGGAGAGCGAUAUGGCAAGAAUAUUGAUAUGCUCACAAUUGCCAUGGACAGGUGUCCGUUAAGGAAACAGAACUAUAAUUAUGGAAUACACCUCCUCACAGUUUUGUACCAUGAAUCAUGGUGUCGUCUCCCAGAAAACAUUCAGAUUAUCAAAUGCUCUUCUGUGGGACUGAAGAGAAGACAGGAGAACAGCUACAAUGUGCCUCUGCUUUCUUGCCUUGAAAAAUAGGCAGCAGGUUCUACUGCACUGUUGGUAUGAGACUUCUGAAUAAAUCUUCAGCACAUGGGCUCCCGUCUGCUGUGAUUCCUGCAGAAGACCAGGGAAGCGUCGGAUCCAGCAGUUUUUGUAAAACAUAGUGGGUGAGCAAAGGGAGUCUGACUCUAUGGCCAAACCCAGAACCAGCAGCGUUUCUGCCAGUACCACCAGCAUAACCAUCUCUUCAAUGUAAUGAGCUUCAUCAGUGUGCUUUCUCCUCCACAGAUGCACUGAGGUUUGGACCAGCAUUUUAACGGACAAGCUCUUGAGUGAUGAGGAUACUGCCAGCUCUGCCAGGGAAAUGAACCAGGGGAUGGUUUCUCCAAACUAUUCCCGUGAUUCUGUUUGGGCAGUUGCUGGAAAGAAGCAGGCACAUGAUUAUAACAGUUACUAUUAUUUUUUCUGUAAAUGAAUUAUUUGGAGACAGUUUUUGAGAGACAACAGACACAGGCUGCUUUUAAUCAUUCAGGGAGCUUGUUUCUGUGAUCCCAAGUUUGCAUCUCGUCCUUCUGAGCUCAAACUAUCCAGACAGCCUUAAUGUGUAGUGAAUAAUGGUAAGUCCAGGAGACUGUUUCACCUCAACUCUAAAAGCAUGCAGCUCAGCCCCUUGAGAGCAGGUAGGUCUGCCACUAUGUUCAGGCUCACUAUUACAUUCAACACAGAAGAAGCUCAGUUUAGUUUCUUGUUCUUUUUGAAUUAUCUGGUGGCUGCAAACGUAAUUUCCAACUUUGUUGCUACACUAGAUUAGCUAAUUCUGUCUGCCAGUCAGAAGUGGAGACUUUGUUCCUCUUCCCUACUCCCCUACUCUGCUUUGGAUGUAAAAAAAAUAUCACCACCAACAAAAAAACCCUACUUUAUUUCAGUGAUCUAACAAUAGAUGAAUAUGACUGGAGAAGUGAAUAUGACUGUAUUUAUUUCUGGACUGGAUAGGUAGUUGAAGCCCCAUCCCUAAUCUUCCAUAAGACUGAAUAUUGAACUGUCUAUAUGGAUUUUUUUCUGCUUAUGUUAAAGGCUUGAGAAAGUUCUGUGAGAAGGCAAGAAAGAAAAUAUAGUUGCUAUUCAGGAAGUCCAGUUUUUCAAGCACCUGUUCUGAAAACUGAAAUUGAGUGUUUUGUUUCUUAAAAAGACCCAGUGUGAUCUCUGAUUCCCACCCCUGCACACAAGACAGCAUACAGAAAGGCUUUAUAAUGUUACUAUACAGCUGAAGUCCAGUUAAACUCAAUGGACUAUAUAGGGAUGUUGAAGGAUUUAGGCAGUAAUGCAGUGGUCUCCAAUAAAAAUUGUCUGUAGACUAUUUGAAAAAUAUCUUAAAAGAGAACUUUUUCUUCAAGAUUAGGAUCAAGGAAUUUCCCCAGCUCCACAUAAAGUAUGGAGCAGUGCUGACAAUUUUAUGCCUAAUAGAGAUUCUUGGAAGCUCACGGAGCUCUACAAAGGGUUAGCUCCUGUUGAUCCAAUAGCAAGAGCUAGGCCUUCAUUCAUUUGGUGGAAGUACUGGCUAUGAUCAGAAUGCCAAAUAAAUGUCUGCUUUUAUCCAGAUUGCAUGUCUCUGGUGGGGAAGUUGGUAAAUUAAAUAGUAAGUGAGAGCUUAA
Molecule: messenger RNA, 2426 nt
Organism: Rhea pennata
Lineage: Eukaryota; Metazoa; Chordata; Aves; Rheiformes; Rheidae
Product: small ribosomal subunit protein mS35-like
Exons: 8
Coding region: 202-810 (202 amino acids)
Biological process (GO): mitochondrial translation
Cellular component (GO): mitochondrial small ribosomal subunit
Molecular function (GO): structural constituent of ribosome
Source: RefSeq, a predicted model, not a curated record